Suillus plorans is the source of this 1067-nucleotide messenger RNA. RefSeq names its product iron-sulphar subunit protein of succinate dehydrogenase. The record is from RefSeq and is a predicted model, not a curated record. The transcript is spliced from 6 exons. Bases 32 to 844 code for a protein of 270 amino acids. Lineage: Eukaryota; Fungi; Basidiomycota; Agaricomycetes; Boletales; Suillaceae. Gene Ontology annotation, molecular function: 2 iron, 2 sulfur cluster binding; electron transfer activity. Gene Ontology annotation, biological process: aerobic respiration; respiratory electron transport chain; tricarboxylic acid cycle. Gene Ontology annotation, cellular component: mitochondrial membrane.
CACGCGACAACAUCCUUCCUCCACCAUCGACAUGCAGGUCCUCGCUAAGACCGCCCGCGCCAGCGCACCGCGCUUCUGCAUGCGCUCGUUCGCCUCGUCUGCGGAAAGGUGCCAGGCUACUCCUAUUGAGAAGCCUGUACUAAACAAGGAAUUCAAAAUUUAUCGCUGGAACCCAGAUGAACCUGCCAACAAACCCACUCUCCAGUCUUUUACCAUUGAUCUUAAUCAAACUGGGCCCAUGAUUCUUGAUGCGCUCAUCAAAAUUAAGAACGAAAUCGACCCCACGCUCACCUUCCGUCGUUCAUGCAGAGAGGGUAUCUGUGGUUCUUGCGCGAUGAAUAUCGACGGUCAAAAUACCCUCGCCUGUCUCUGUCGUAUAGACAGAAACCCGAGCAAGAAUUCCAAGAUCUAUCCGCUUCCUCACAUGUAUAUCGUGAAAGACCUGGUUCCCGACCUGACGCUAUUCUACAAGCAGUACAAGUCCAUCAAACCCUACCUUCAGAACGAUAACUUGCCCGAGCAGGGCGAGUUCUUGCAAUCGCAGGAGGACCGCAAGAAGCUCGAUGGAAUGUAUGAGUGUAUUCUAUGUGCAUGCUGCACGACAAGUUGUCCAUCGUAUUGGUGGAACCAGGAUGAAUACUUGGGCCCUGCGACGCUAAUGCAAGCAUACCGCUGGAUCGCCGACUCUCGUGAUUCAUAUGGUGCCCAGAGAAAGGAGCAACUCCAGAACGAGAUGAGCAUGUACCGCUGUCACACAAUUUUCAAUUGCGCACGUACCUGCCCGAAGGGUCUUAACCCUGCAGAAGCCAUCGCGAAGAUCAAGCUCGAGCUUGCCGCUGACUAAUAGCCUUGCGUCGACAGUGGGACGGAGCUUGUGUGAACAGGCCGUCACCUGCGGUCGUUACUCAUGAUUCCGAGUGAAAUCCCAUCAUGAUGUUGGUACUAUAUUUGUCUUCGUUCGUCGAUGCAAAUAAAGAGAACGUAUCUUUGACGUAUCUUGUCGAUUGUUCACGCUUGACAACGCGGUAUAUAGUUGACCAUACGCAAAAGGAUCAGUUCUGAGAUCC